AUGGCUCCAGAACUUAGAAAGAGAAAAUCUGUUUCCGAAGUUCAGAAGAGCAACGGCGCCACCACCAAGACGUCGGACAAGCCUACUCCCAAGGGCAAGAGAAAAGCCGCCGGGGAUGUCUCUCCAGUUUCGUUAAAGAAGCAGAAGCCUUCUAAAAAGGCUGCAGCACCUGAAAAGCCUGUUGCGAAAUCACCAAGAGAACCCAAACCUGAAACGGCAGAAAAGGAGGCCGAGGAAAAGGAUGAUGUCUUGGAGAUAGAUGACUCCGACGACUCAGAGGGUGAGGACAAUGAGAAUGUAAAGACUCUGGCUGCCGAGAUCGACUCGGGUGACGAAGCACCGGUCGACAAGACCCUGUCCUUCAAACCCGGCCAAGACGUCGGUAAGAUUCCGCAUGUCACCAAGGAGCUUGCAAAGGCAGCCAAGAAGGCUACUGGUGAACCGGGCGUUCUGUACAUCGGUCGAAUUCCCCACGGUUUCUACGAGCACGAAAUGAGACAAUACCUCUCCCAGUUCGGGCCUGUGACGCGCCUUCGCUUAUCGAGAAACAAGAAGACCGGUGCCAGCAAGCACUUUGCCUUCGUCGAGUUUGAGGAAGCGACCACUGCUGAGAUUGUUGCCAAGACUAUGGACAAUUACCUGCUAUUUGGGCACAUUCUCAAGUGCAAGACGAUCCCCAAGCAACAGGUCCAUGAGGAUUUGUUCAAGGGAGCCAACAGACGGUUCAAAAAGGUUCCUUGGAACAAGAUGGCCGGCCUGAAUCUGCAGAAGCCAUUGGCCGAGUCUGCCUGGAAGAACAAAUUGGACAAGGAGAAGGAUAAGAGAGCCAAGAGGGCUGCCAAGUUUAAGCAUAUGGGAUACGAGUUCGACGCUCCAGAUCUCAAGGACGUGCCGCCUCCGCAAGCCGCAGAAAAUAAUGUGGAGGAACCCAAGACUAUAGAGGCUGCUCCUGUGGAGGAACCUGCCGAAGAAGAGACCAAGGCAACAAAGACGCCCAAAGCAAAAGGAUCUGCUGCCGAGCCUGAGUCGAUACCCACGCCCAAAGCCAAGGCCGGCAAGGGUACUAAAGGCAAGGCAAAGAAGGUCAAGGCCUGA
Molecule: messenger RNA, 1095 nt
Organism: Metarhizium brunneum ARSEF 3297
Lineage: Eukaryota; Fungi; Ascomycota; Sordariomycetes; Hypocreales; Clavicipitaceae
Biological process (GO): maturation of LSU-rRNA from tricistronic rRNA transcript (SSU-rRNA, 5.8S rRNA, LSU-rRNA)
Cellular component (GO): nucleolus
Molecular function (GO): RNA binding
Source: RefSeq, a predicted model, not a curated record